GGAGCCAGAAAACUGCUACUUCUCGACCCACUUUUGAAGUUCAAAACUUAAACCCUAGUUGUCUCUCUCUCUUUCUUCUGCAUCUUCAACCUUGGCAAGGGAAGCCACAGCUAGUGAGCAACAUCAAUGCCUGCACUGCCGUCGCCAACGUCGUCCGCACCACCCUCGACCCUCGCGGCAUGGACAAGCUCAUCCAUGACGACAAGGGAGCCGUCACCAUCUCCAACGACGGCGCCACCAUCAUGAAGCUCCUCGACAUCGUCCACCCCACUACAAAAAUCCUCGCCGACAUCGCCAAGUCUCAGGACUCCGAGGUUGGCGAUGGAACCACCACUGUGGUGUUGCUUGCAGCUGAGUUUUUAAGGGAGGCCAAGCCAUUCAUUGAAGAUGGUGUUCACUCUCAAAACUUUAUAAAAUUAAUAUUUUAUAUAAUAAAUUAAAUUUCAU
Molecule: messenger RNA, 447 nt
Organism: Glycine soja
Lineage: Eukaryota; Viridiplantae; Streptophyta; Magnoliopsida; Fabales; Fabaceae
Product: T-complex protein 1 subunit eta-like
Exons: 2
Coding region: 180-440 (86 amino acids)
Biological process (GO): protein folding
Cellular component (GO): chaperonin-containing T-complex
Molecular function (GO): ATP hydrolysis activity; ATP-dependent protein folding chaperone; ATP binding
Source: RefSeq, a predicted model, not a curated record